Molecule: messenger RNA, 3937 nt
Organism: Topomyia yanbarensis
Lineage: Eukaryota; Metazoa; Arthropoda; Insecta; Diptera; Culicidae
Product: E3 ubiquitin-protein ligase ZNF598
Exons: 6
Coding region: 271-3234 (987 amino acids)
Biological process (GO): rescue of stalled cytosolic ribosome; protein ubiquitination
Molecular function (GO): ribosome binding; ubiquitin protein ligase activity
Source: RefSeq, a predicted model, not a curated record
UCGUUCUUUUACAUUCGUCGUCGUCGUCGUGCUUUUCUUUUGCUACGUUUUACGCGUGAAAAAAGUGUGCUUGUACAUUCCCGGAAAAGUGAUUUAUUGGCCCUUUGCGGAUUCAAAUUCGGUUCCGGUUCCAAAUUGUGUUGGUGUUAUUCCUCCCGGUCACAAAGGCCGUUCUGUGUGAAUCACAAAAGCUGCAGUGAAAAAGUGCACUCUUCUCGCUUUGAUUUUUUUCCUGGUUGGGAGAUUAGCAAAAAGAUACAUUCGUUAACUAUGGCCAACUAUUACCCAAACCAUCACCGUGAGCGUCGCGGCGGAAGUGGUGGCGGUGGCCAAAAGUUCCACCAUCAACAGCAGCAGCAGCAGCGACAAAACAGUACGGGUCAACAUUACAAACGUUCCACUCCGUCGGAGUCGUCGGAACCGAAUGAUUCGGUUUGCGUAGUUUGCUUCAAGCCAAUCCACUACUAUGCCAUCGGGGAGUGUGAUCACCUGUGCUGCUUCGAGUGUUCCACCCGGAUCCGGGUGUUGUGCAGACAGAACGAUUGUCCCAUCUGUCGUCGGGAUCUGGCCAAGGUGAUCUUUUCGAAAACGCUAGCACCGUACAAGGAGCUGGAUGUCCGGAAUCGGUCCGGGUUGUACGAUAAAAAGUAUCGGAUCUGUUUCACCGACGGGGACGUACAGGUGGCCUUCUUCGAACUGCUGGACAACAGGUGCCCCAGAUGCGACGAGAAAAACUUCCCCAAGUUCGACAUGCUCCGCGAGCACGUCCGCAAGGCGCACGAACUGUUCUACUGCGACAUUUGUACGGAACAUUUGAAGAUCUUUUCGUCGGAACGACGGUGCUAUUCGAGGCAGGAUUUAGCCAUCCAUCGUCGAAUCGGUGACCCGGAUAACGUUGGCCAUCGGGGUCAUCCGUUGUGCGAGUACUGCGACAAGCGGUUCCUAGAUAAGGACGAAUUGUUCCGGCACCUGCGGAAGGAGCACUUCUUUUGCCACUUUUGCGAUGCCGACGGGACCAACUAUUUCUACGGGGACUAUGAUACACUGCGGGAUCAUUUUCGCCAGGAGCACUACCUCUGUGAGGAAGGUGAUUGUGAGCAGGAACAGUUUACGGCUGUCUUUCGAACGGAGAUUGAUUUACGAGCUCAUCGGGCAUCCGCUCAUGGGAAAAGUAUGAACAAAUUGGCGAAUAAGCAGACGCGAACGUUGGAGCUGGAAUUUACCUACGCUCCGAGAGGUGGUGCCGGUCCAGGGGCAGGACCCAUGGGAAGUGGUCCAGGAGGGGGUAGACAUCAUCACGGUCGAGGUGGUGGAGCUGGAGGAGGGGGAGGAGGAGGAGGAGGUGGUAAUGGGAACAAUCGUGGGCACUAUGAUAGUCAGAGAGAAUUUGAUGCACUCUUGAAUGAUUCGAUGACGACGCAGCAUCCUCCCAAGCGGAUAGAUGCAAGCAAUGAACAGGACUUUCCCUCGCUAGGAGGAACCGGUGCCAAUCCCGUGUUCCGACCUAACAAUGUUUCCAUACGACAGCGAGUGUUUGGUGUUGCCGGUUUGGCCAGGACGAAGGAGAACUUCCCCGCCCUCGGGUCGGAGGGUGGGGAAGGUUCAGGAUCGACCAGUAUCAAUGAGGGGUUUAGUAGUAAAAUCACCGCCAGCUCGCUGCUAAAACCUAGUCAGCCAAGCAACGGUAGUAGCAGUGGUAGAAACAACCAGCAGCAGACAGGUCAUGCUGGUGGAGGCUCCAAACCGAGUACCAGUAUGAUGAUUCACGUCUCCAAUCGACCACCGAGCGCGACAACAAAUGGGGGGAAGAAACCCAGUGCAGCGGACUUUCCGGCGUUACCAGGAACCACCAAGUCGGGCAUCAAGAAAUCCGACCUGUAUGCGGAUCUCGAAGGUAGCAACGGUAUGGUAAAUUUGAACGCUAUGUCAGCCAAGCAUCGGGGCAUGGUGGAUGAUUACGUGUCCAUUUCCAGCGUAGUGUCCAAGGUGGCAACGGUCGUUCCCCCGAAGGAUGGCAAAAAGAUAGCGCCAGCUCAAAAUGUGGUACCGAGCGUGAAUUCGGCGAAAGCCUUUCCCACACUGUCCGAAUCCGGUGGCAAACCGGGCGGUCCCGUUAAACCUGCUCAGUGGAUUGUCGCCAAUAAGGUGAACUCAUCUUCGUUCUCACUUGGUGGUGGCUCAGCGGCCGCUGCUGGAACAGGGAAUGUUUCAUCCAAAAAGAAACCAGCUCCGGCCCCCAAUCUGAAGGAGGAAGGCAACUUUGUGAAUUUGAAUGCUUUAACUGGAAAGAAGUCUGGCGGAGGAGGAGGGGAUAGUAGCGGAAACAAGGACAAAAACGACAGCAAUGCAAGUGUCAGCAGCAACGACAGAAAGAAUAACAACGAUCAAACUCAGCAGGGUGGUAAAAGCAAAGUUAAAGAGAAAGCAAAGCAUGGCCCAAACGGAGAUGCUCGUAAUCAGAAAGAAAACGACAACGGUCAGGCUGUGGAAAAUUUUCCUGCGCUCGGUAAUCGUCCGGUUACGGAUUUUGCUUUGGCAAAUCUUGGUGGCGAUGGAAGCGGCCCUAAACGGGGUCCUCCUGGAUUUGAAAAUGUCAGCGUGAAUAAUAAUAAUGCUGCGAGAAAGAUUCCGGCACCUCCGCCUGGUUUCAGUAAUGUGACUUUGAACUCGGUAGCGAGGAAUAUAAACAAUUUAACAUUCACUAGCUCGAGCGGUGAAAGCUAUAAUAUUCUUCCGGGAACGUACAGCUACGUUGCACCGUCAAAUGCAAGCAAGAGGAAUCAGACGCUCGUGACACACUUCCAGCGUGCCCUUAAGAAACCCGAUGCGUUAGCCGAAUUCCGUACUAUAUCGCAGAUGUUCCGCGACGGAUCCUACAAUCCGGCGCCGUAUUAUGAGCACUGUAAGGCUGCCUUAGGCGAACGAUUCGUCGAAAUAUUUCCGGAGCUGUUGGCUCUGUUGCCGAAUAUAACCAAACAGCAGGAACUGUACCUGGUCUACUGUCAGGAUCUCAAGAGCCAAUCGAAAGCUAGUGAUUCCUCCACUGGAGGAACCAAGGGAGCCAAAUCCGCUGCCGCCCAGCUGGAGGUGUGUCAGGUUUGCAAGCAGGUUCUGGUACGGGACGACCUGACGGAACACUUCCAGUCGCACUACAUGGAGAACAAUUUUCCCAAGCUGAGUACCAACGGAAAAUCGUCCGAGGAUGGUAAGGUGUCCUCUGCUUGGCGAAAAUAGCGUUAAACUGAUGUCGUGCAUAAUUGAUUCGCGCCUCACACACUGCAAGUUGAUGUGUAAUAUCAUGUAUACCUGCUAGUAUAUUGUUUUAUGGUGGUUCUUUUACUUGUAGAAAAAAGACCAGGGAACGAUCUGGACGUACAUGUUACUAUUUUUAUUUUAUUUGAAAGUUAACCAACUCAUACGGGACUAUUCAGUUAUUACGAGGCGUAUUAGCUGUUAGAAAAAAAUUGAGCUGAAUCUUUUUCCUAUUUUGAGAAGAGCAAGAACAUACAAAUCUAGUACUACCUUCAAUGUGUAAUUUAGUCGUAGCUUUUUUUUCUUUUCCUAUAUCGUUAGCAAUGCAGGGUAUAAAACGUUAAACUGUCGAUGAAAAUGUUCCCAACUUGUUACUGUGUCUCAUGUAAUUUCACUCAUUUUGUUUCCCCGUUGUGAAUGAGGGUAUCUACGGAAGAUGAAUAGUGUUACUUUUGGCAAUUUUGUAUAAAGAGAGCGUAGUAUGCGACUCGCUAAACUAUAGAGAUAGUAAAGCAAUCGACGAUGUGAAACGACAUCCGCUUGUACCUUCUCCUAAAACCAACCUAUUAUUCUUCUACAUGUAGUGUAAAUAUGUAAUACGAUUUCAGCUGCAAAUAAAGAAAAUACAAAUGCUAUCAAUAGAAAGAUAGAUCCGGCUGUAAACGCUUUGAUAACAGAAUGAUAA